This is a messenger RNA of Neodiprion fabricii, 1274 nucleotides long. Its product is annotated as lysosomal acid glucosylceramidase-like. The transcript has 5 exons. Bases 195 to 1274 code for a protein of 359 amino acids. The record is from RefSeq and is a predicted model, not a curated record. Gene Ontology annotation, molecular function: glucosylceramidase activity. Gene Ontology annotation, biological process: glucosylceramide catabolic process. NCBI's taxonomy places the organism in Eukaryota, Metazoa, Arthropoda, Insecta, Hymenoptera, Diprionidae.
CCGCGUUCUAAAGUUAUUGAUGCGUGAAAGAAUUUGCUAUAAAAAUGGAAUACAAAGUAGUCAGCCUGAAGAAUUUAUCCAACUGCCAGUUGACCAACACCUAAUUUGAACUGGUGUAUCAACGACCCAAGGCAUCAAGGUUGGUUGAAAAUCUAAGAUUUUCCACUGGAUAGCAAAACGAAGAGCUUAAAGCCAUGCUACAAUACACCCUUGUGCUAAUCUCCUGUAUAUAUGCAGCUGAGGCUAGCUCUUGUAUAUUUCGCGAGUUCGAAAACGGUACCGUGUGUGUUUGCAAUGCUACCUACUGCGACACCAUUCCAGUUUACGAAACGCCUAGCAACGGUUCGUACCUACGGUAUACGUCGAGUGGAGAUGAUGUGAGACUCAGCAGAACACUGGGUGAUUUUACAAAUGAAACAACAUCCGACGGGGCCGUGAUUCUGCUCCAACGAUACGUAACCUAUCAAAGUAUUCAGGGCUUUGGAGGUGCCUUCACUGAUGCCGCGACUAUAAACAUAAAAUCGCUGAGCAAAGCUGCACAGACAAACUUGCUAACAUCUUAUUUCGCCAAGGAAGGUAUCAGGUAUAAUAUUGGCCGUGUACCCAUUGCCGGUACUGACUUUUCCACAAGGAAUUACACCUACGAUGACAACGAUGGCGACGUGUCACUCGGAAACUUUAGUCUCGCGGACGAGGACUUUGAUUACAAAAUUCCUCUGAUGCUCGAAGCACUUGAAAUCAAUGAGGAACUCAGGUUUUUGGCUUCAUCGUGGACUGCUCCACCUUGGAUGAAGACAAAUGCCGAUUACGUCGCUGGAUAUUUGAAGGAAGAGUACUACCAAGUGUACGCUGACUAUCUCAUCAAAUUCUUGGACGCGUACUACGACCAAGGAGUAGAGAUGUGGGCGAUCACGACUGGCAAUGAGCCCAGCAUGGGAAUCAUUUCAAACUUUACUACCGCCUCCAUGUCAAUGACAUUGAACGAAACAGCCACUUGGCUUGCGUCGAAUUUCGGUCCCGCACUGGCUAGAUCAAAGCACAACAAAACGCUAAUUCUUUCUCUCGAUGAUGAGAGAAGUUUUUUAAUUCCAUCCCUGAAAGAUAUGUUUGAAAAUGAAUUGGCCAAGAACUAUACAGAUGGUGUCGCCAUUCAUUGGUAUGACGACAAAAGGGUUAACGCAGAUGUGCUUACAGAAUUUCACGAUUCCUAUCCUGAACCAUUUCUUCUUAUGGAUGAGGCUUCAGUCCGUAAGUUAAUAGCGACAUUACAUUAG